CAACUCGACAUGAAGGCUUUCUUUGCUCUGGUAGUCUUGGCUAUUGCCGCUCCUGCUCUGGCAGGUCGUACCCUGGACCGGUGCUCCCUGGCCCGUGAGAUGUCCGACCUGGGAGUUCCCCGUGACCAGCUGGACAAGUGGACCUGCAUCGCCCAGCACGAGAGCGACUACCGCACCUGGGUGGUGGGACCGGCCAACUCCGACGGCUCCAACGACUACGGCAUCUUCCAGAUCAACGAUCUGUACUGGUGCCAGGCCGACGGCCGCUUCUCCUACAACGAGUGCGGCCUGAGCUGCAAUUCCCUCCUGUCGGACGACAUCACCAACUCCGUCCGCUGUGCCCAGAAGGUGCUCAGCCAGCAGGGAUGGUCCGCCUGGUCCGUCUGGCACUACUGCAGCGGAUGGUUGCCGUCCAUCGAUGAGUGCUUCUAAACUGAUUUUGGCCACGAAUAAAAUGACUAUACAGCAAUCCUUUGCCGCUUUAAAAUUCAGAGUUGAAAAUCCACUGCGCCUAGAACAGGUUGGGAACUAUAAAGUCUUUGAAAGAUAGGUCUUUUAAAAAUUGAAUUAAAUAUGGGAUUUCUCAGAAACCUUAAGUUUUCCAUCGUAUCAUUACCCACGACCAUCUCGGUCAAAAUAAAGUCAGUUGGACAUCCACCGCAACUAAUGGAGAGCACUCUUUGGAGCCAUUAGCCCGGGGUGCCAUUUCACGGCUUAUCAAUUCCAGUUUUGUGGAGCAGUUUUCAAUUUCUGCCUCACAAAUUGAUUUAUGCAAAUUUGAGAGCUCGCACCCCGCCUCCUGGUUUCUGUUUUGAGUGAUCUUUCAACACGGUUCGCGCGGCCGUCGAGGCUUCAGUUUUGAGUUUCUCCUGUCUGCGGCCAAUGGCUGCUGACAUUGAUCGAAGUGUUUUUGUGUCUGGCUGCUGUGGGAACCGCAUCUCCACGGUAACCCCAGUCAGUCGGGCUGCCAGCUGGAGGUGCGUGAGGGGUACGAGGCACCAGGCACACCUGACGAAAGAAUCGAAGCAGACCCACUCCCCGGCAUAGCUGAGCAUCCGCGGUACGUGACUGAUUGGAACUGAUUGAUACUGACUGGGCUGGGUAGAGCAGAGUUGGGUCGAGGUAACCCACCUGAGUGGCACGUCAUAACCGCCCGAGCACAAUGGCAUAUGCGAUUUGCAUAGCCACAUGUGGACCGUUAACCCCUCAUUGUGGUUUAACGGCACUCGGGUCCCGAGAGAGGGAACUUCAGCCCAUGAAGUUAUGAUCAGCUCGUCUGGCUGGCUAGUCAGUCAGUGAAAGUGUCUUAUUCCUAGCACAUUAAAAUGCAAAUUUUCAUUGAAGGCAGAAACCGAAAUUGAAAUACAAAUCAGCGACUGUCACAGAUCAAAAUCGCGUUCGAUUGGAUCGCUCGGUGGUGGCUAGGAAACAGGCCUGCAGCCCACUUGCCAGACGCCUCUUUGCGAUCUGGGUGUCGUUGACAGCGGAUAUACGCAAAGGCACCUGUCCCGAGCCAGAGACACCGCAGAAACCACCUCAAAACCCAACCCCGACUCCGACUGCAGAUAAGCCUCGGCUCGAAAUGUUCAAUAAACUUAACGGCUUGUUUUUCCGGUGCGUUACGUGGUGGCGACCCAAACUCCAGCUCCCAGCUCCAGCUACCAACCACUUUUUAUAAACAUAUAUGCAAAUUCAAGUUCUCCCAUGUCAAGCACGUACAUUAAUUGACUCCACCCGAUUGGUUUUCCCCUUCCAA
Drosophila biarmipes is the source of this 1756-nucleotide messenger RNA. Its product is annotated as lysozyme S. Lineage: Eukaryota; Metazoa; Arthropoda; Insecta; Diptera; Drosophilidae. The transcript has a single exon. Bases 10 to 432 code for a protein of 140 amino acids. The record is from RefSeq and is a predicted model, not a curated record. Gene Ontology annotation, molecular function: lysozyme activity.